AUGCCCAAGCUUCUUGUUGUAUUCGGUGCCACCGGUCACCAAGGGAGCUCUGUCAUCAGCAAUGUUCUGAAUGAUCAAGAACUCUCUACAGAAUACCAAAUCCGAGCCAUCACUCGCGAUGUCAACUCGGACAAAGCCAAGCAGCUCAAAGACAGGGUUGAGGUCGUUCACGGAGAUAUGUCUGACAAGGAGUCCCUGGGCCCAGCACUCACCGGAGCCCACACCGUCUUCAUCAUGACACCUCCCAGCUUUGGCUCCAAUCCCGAGGAAACAGAAGUCAAAAGCGUCAAGGCCAUUGCGGAUGCCGCAGUUCAGCAAGGUGCUACAUAUCUUAUCUACAGCACCCUUCCCAGUAUCAGCCAGCUGUCAGGUGGAAAAUGCACCAAGAUCACCUUCUUUGACGCCAAGGCCAAGGCUGAGAGUUAUGUCCGCAGCCUCGACAUCAAGAGUGCCUUCUUCGCUGGCGGGUUCUUCAUGGAAAAUUUCCAUCAGCACCCCUUCCUGGGACCGCAGCCAGGGCCCAACGGGACGUGGAUUCUUUCUCGGUCCUGCUCGCCAAGUACCAAGUUGCCUUAUUUUGACGCAACUGAGGAUACCGGUAAAUGGAUUGGAGCUAUUCUCGCCAACCCUGACCAGUAUGAAGGAAAGACUUUCUCCGCGGCUCAAGCACUGUAUAGUCUGGAUGAGAUCGCAGCUGCGCUCUCGAAAGCUACGGGAAAGAAGGUCGUUUACAAACAGCUGUCCGCUGAAGAGUUUGCCCAAAGUCUCCCUGUGGCAGGAGACGCCUUCAGCGAGUUCUACAUAUUUAUGCAGGAUUACGGGGGCUAUUUUGGGCCUGAAACGGACAAGCUGGUCUCAUGGGCGGCAGGCAGAGCUAGAGGCAAGCUCACGACUCUCGAUGAAUACUUUGAGAGACACCCGUUGACACUGGACUAA
Clonostachys rhizophaga is the source of this 936-nucleotide messenger RNA. The record is from the annotation of a GenBank genome assembly. NCBI's taxonomy places the organism in Eukaryota, Fungi, Ascomycota, Sordariomycetes, Hypocreales, Bionectriaceae.